This is a messenger RNA of Panicum virgatum (switchgrass), 3459 nucleotides long. RefSeq names its product serine/threonine-protein kinase Nek5-like. Gene Ontology annotation, biological process: protein phosphorylation; microtubule-based process. Lineage: Eukaryota; Viridiplantae; Streptophyta; Magnoliopsida; Poales; Poaceae. The transcript is spliced from 15 exons. The record is from RefSeq and is a predicted model, not a curated record. Gene Ontology annotation, cellular component: cortical microtubule. Bases 424 to 3210 code for a protein of 928 amino acids. Gene Ontology annotation, molecular function: ATP binding; protein kinase activity.
CCACCAGUAGCGCACACACCGGAACAAAAACGAUCAAAAGCCGCACCAAAUCCCCCAGCGCGGCCGCUGCUCAGGCGCGGAGACGUCGACGAGGCCGAGACCGAGGCGCGGCCCCACGCCCCGUCGCCGGCGGCGGGAGACGGGGUCGGCCGGAGCGGUGGGAAGCCACGGCCCGUGGAGCGGCGGCCCCGGGCGGAGCGCAGCGCCAAUGUCGGUGGAGAGAAAGGCCCGCCAGCGGCAAGGUCCCUGUCCCGAGCGGUGGCGGUUGGUGGGAACUGUGCGCGAAAUCGCCGAGGGCAAGGUGCUGAUUGGAGCUGCGACGCAUACGGGCGAAGCCAGCGAUUCUGAUAUUGCAGACUGAAGUUUGGCGAGUCCGUGUUUCUGCUCUUGAGCAUUAGCAGUUGUGUUGAGAGGUUGGGAGCCAUGGAGUCACGGAUGGACCACUACGAGGUUAUGGAGCAGAUUGGCCGUGGCGCCUUUGGUGCUGCCAUCCUCGUCAACCACAAGACGGAGAAGAAGAAGUAUGUGUUGAAGAAAAUUCGCCUUGCAAGACAAACAGAGCGAUGCCGCAAGUCUGCCCAUCAAGAGAUGGCUCUUAUCGCGCGCUUGCAACAUCCUUACAUUGUUGAGUUCAAGGAGGCAUGGGUUGAGAAGGGAUGCUAUGUUUGCAUAGUGACGGGAUACUGUGAAGGUGGUGACAUGGCUGAAUUGAUGAAGAAAGCAAAUGGGACAUACUUCCCAGAGGAGAAACUGCUGAAAUGGUUUGCUCAAUUGGCAUUAGCUGUUGACUAUCUGCAUUCAAACUUUGUUUUACAUCGAGAUCUCAAGUGCUCAAACAUAUUUCUCACUAAAGAACAGGAUAUUCGCCUUGGAGAUUUUGGCCUGGCCAAGACUUUAAAGGCAGAUGAUUUAGCCUCUUCGGUUGUGGGAACACCAAAUUACAUGUGCCCGGAGUUGCUUGCAGACAUUCCUUAUGGCUUCAAGUCAGACAUAUGGUCUCUUGGAUGUUGCAUGUAUGAGAUGGCUGCUCAUCGGCCUGCUUUCAAAGCUUUUGAUAUGGCUGGACUGAUAAGUAAGAUAAAUCGCUCCUCCAUUGGUCCUUUGCCUACUUGCUAUUCUUCAUCUAUGAAAACACUUAUUAAAAGCAUGUUGAGGAAGAGUCCUGAACAUCGGCCUACUGCAUCUGAGAUUCUAAAAAGUCCAUACCUGCAACCUUAUGUUAAUCAAUAUCGUCCAUUUGCUGAUAUAUUACAUCCCGGUCGAUCACCAGAGAAACCAAUCACCAGUUCACGGAGCAGCCAGAGAAGUAUGUCUGGGAGUCAGUGCAGUAGCAUUUCUGCCAGUGAUAUGGACAGUAUACAAUCAAGCGAAAGAAAUACAUCAGGACCAGCUUCAAGUUCUAACAACACCAUUGAUACUGAAGGUGCUGAAAGUACUGAUCUUCAGAGUCAUAAAGAUACUGCUGGUCCUGAACUGGAGAGACAAGACUCAUCUAAAUCCAUACAUAAUAAUCAGCAUCUUAGACACGAGAAUAAGCAACCAAAAAUCAUUAAGAAGGUACUAACAACUCUAAGAGAGGAGAGCAAGUUCAGGGAAAGCAGUUCACCAGUGAGAGCUAGCCGUGUAAAGCUAAAUUCACCCAGCAACAGGGAGCGCUCAUCUGAUGAAUCAAAGCACAGUGAUAUUUCCUCCAGUUCAAGGUCUAGUGAAGUGAUGUCACAUGAAUCGGCAAGGGUAAGCUUUGAAGAACCUGUGAAACGGGGACAAGCAUCUCCUCCCUUGAAACAUUUGUCACCAAUUGUUGAGCAUUCACAGACAGUUAAAAAUAAAUUAGAUGAGCGGCCAAAUCCAGAUCCUGCCAAGCAGUUUGGGCAAGAUGUUGAUGCUGCUGCUGCAGGGAAGGCUAAGAACAAAACACCACCGAGUUUUAUUAGAUGCACAAGUAUUCCUGCUCGGAGGCAAGGAGUAGCGAGUCCAAGUCGUCAACACACUGGGAUAAAACGAGCUCACAAUAAGGUCGUUAUGGCUGAGCAUGCAAAAAGUCAUUUCCGACCUCCCCAUAUUCCAAACAGUGCUCUUGUGGAACUUCCAGGUUUUCCAAUGAUUCCUCCAAGUCAGCUGGAUGGUAUUCAGAGAAAACCAGACAAUUCAAGGGCGAAAUCUGCUCCACCUAGGGCUGUAGCAACCCAGGAAGAAAGUACAGCUUGCUCCAGUUCUACAGUAAGUUAUCCUGAGAACACCAACCGAUCUGAACCAUCUGAACCUGGCUCACCAACCUACUUGGUACCAUCCUGCAAAUGUUCGGUCCCUGACACUACCAUACAAGCUCAUGGCGUAACAACUAAGCCAAAUUCAGAGGUCAAAACAACCAAUUUUCAGAAGAAAAUGACUCGUAAUGGUGAUAUUAGUCCAAUCUCAGCCAUGGAGGCAUCUUCUGAUGAACAAGAGUUUGUCUGCAAGGAUGACAUGCCCUCUAGCAAGGUGGGCGACGAUAGUGACACAGUUACUGUACAAAGUGAUGAAGACAAAUUCACAGUGCAGGAACUGCUUUCAUCAGUACCAGAAGUUGCUUCAUUUGUUACAACAACAGGCAUUACUCCAGAUAGAGUGUCUUUUCCUUUCCAGUCUUCAGAGAAAUCACCAGCAUCCCAUUUAAAUCCUCCAGUUGAGGAUGUUAUACGUGUCAUAAGCCAUAGCAGUUCCCAUGUCAAUGGUGAGCAGGCAUUAAGGGAAACGGGAGCACAGAGCAUUGAAGUUGGAAAACUUCUUAACGUGGUAAGAGAAGAGAGAGAUGUGAGAAGCAUCCAGCCAAACCUGAUACCUUCAGGACCUGUUGAUUCUGCUACACUGAAGCCGAGUGUUGUAGAAGCUAAUACUACCAUUCAGAAAUCAGCCAGUACGGAUCUGAUAAAAUUGUCCACCAUACCGGAAGGAAAUUUUAGUACACCAGUGACCAACAAUGGGUUUAAGGAGAAAGCAGCUCCACCCAAGGAAACACUAGACGUUACAUCCUUCAGGCAGCGAGCUGAGGCUCUUGAAGGACUCUUAGAGCUUUCUGCGGAGCUUCUAGAACACAGCAGACUGGAGGAGCUUGCGAUUGUUCUGAAGCCCUUCGGGAAGGCCAAGGUGUCCCCUCGAGAAACGGCAAUAUGGUUGGCUAAAAGUUUCAAAGGCAUGAUGAAUGAUGAAGCAAGCCGCAGUUCAGCGUGAAUACACAUAGACUGCCUUUUUUUUUCCUCGGUUACUUUCUGUUUGUGUGCUCUGAAUCAGCAAUGGUUGUCUUGUUCAUAUCCCUCUUCUUGACAUUCUGCGAGUCUCACGUUUCAGUCUUGAUAGUUCGCCAUUCUUUACAGCACAUGUUGUAAAUAGCCAAGCUUGUGAACAGAAAACCAAGAUAUGCCAGAGAUAAUGUUAAAUUUUACACGCUCAAGUUAAUGGAAAGACUACUUUGAUGCUGUA